AAUACAUAUAAUAUAUGGUAUGUUACUACAUGUCUAAAUCUAGAAAAUUAUGCAAGAAUAUAUGCAAUCCAUAUAGUCUAUAUUAUAGAAAUAAAAGUUCAACUAAUCCUUUACUAGUAGUAAAGGGUUAGUUAAACAAUUAUUUCUAUAAUAUAGACUAAAUGGAUUAUUUAUAGUGACGGUACUAACAUACCAUAUUAGUACCGUCAACCGGGGUGACUUCGGACAGCGGGGUGACUCCGGACAGAGCAUUACUUAUUAUUCUACUUCAGUUUCUUUUAGUGAUGGCGCGAAACUACAAACGUAAACUAAACUUAAAAGUGUUGUAUGAAACAAGCUCUAAAGAAGAUAUAAAAAAAGCUAUAGAAGAUCACAGUAAAGGCAUGAGUAUUCGAAAAGCUGCUGAUAAGCAUAAAGUCAAAAAAUCAACAUUGCAUGAUCACAUUAGAAAACCCACCUUAAAGAAGGUUGGAGGCCAGACAAUUAUAAGCAAAGCAGAUGAGGUACUCAUUGCUCAAAUGCUAGAAGCUGUUGCCGAUUGGGGCUUUCCUAUUGGAAGAUUAGAAGUCAGAAUGAUGGCUUUUGAUUUCCUCAAAAAUCGCAAUGGGUCAAACAGUUUCAAUUUGCAGAUACCUGGAAAUGACUGGUUAAAUUCUUUUAUGAAACGAAACAAUAUUUCUGGGAGAAAUGCUUCAAAUAUUAAACGAUCGAGAUCAAAGUUAGGAGUAGAAAUGAUAAAUAAUUUUUUUGAUGAAUUUGAAAGAACUUAUGAAUCUCUUGGUGGUAUUCAACCUUCAAACAUAUUUAACUUUGAUGAGACAAACCUUUCAGAUGAUCCUGGAAAAAAGUUUGUUUUAGUUCGAAGAGGAAGACGACGAGUGGAAAACGUUCAAGAACAUAGUAAAACUUCUAUAUCUCUUAUGUGGUGUGGCUCUGCUUCAGGAGUACUACAACCACCUAUGGUAGUUUAUAGAGCAUCGAACGUUUAUAAAGGUUGGGUAACAGGAGGGCUACAGGGAACAAUAUACAGUUGCACAAAAUCAGGUUGGUUUGAUAUGGAGACAUUUGCCAAGUGGUUUGAAAAAUGCUUCUUGCCGAACGUUCAGAAUUUAAAUGGACCCAAGCUUCUUUUAGGAGAUAACUUGGCUUCUCAUUUUAAUCCAGACGUUAUUAAACUUGCUAAGGAGCAUAAUGUUUACUUUGCUAUGUUGCCACCAAAUGCCACACAUUUAAUGCAGCCAUUAGAUGUAUAUGUCUUUGGUCCAAUGAAGCGUUGUUGGAAACAUGUAUUAUAUGAGUGGAGAAAACAAAGCAGAAAAACUGGAUGCUUUCCCAAAGAACAUUUUCCAGCUCUAUUAAAAAGUUUAUCACUUAAGUUGCAAGACACAGUGUGUCAGAAUUUGGUUUCUGGCUUUAUUACAUGCGGACUUUAUCCAAUAAACCGUAUAAAGGUUUUAAAAAGAAUUCCUGAAUACAAGGAACCUGGUACAUCAACAGCAUCCCUUUUAAACGAUUCGGUUACAACUUUGCUAAUGUAUCAUCGUGGUGCAUGUGAAACAAAAAAACCCAGGGGCAAUAAGUUGAACAUUGCAUCUGGGGCAGUUUUAAAUGUCGUUGAAGAUAUUGAAACUGAUCUUUGUUUCAUCUGUGGAAAAGAUGAUAAUGACGAAAACGAUGAAAUCAGUGAAGAAGAAGAAGAAAUUUUAAUUGAUUGGACUGGUUGUGAACGUUGUGGUCGUUGGUAUCAUUCAAAGUGUUUGGAAAAUGCCAUGUCGACUGAUUGCAUUGUAUGCCCAAAACUAUAAAUUUUAUUAAAUUUUUUUAAAAGAUAAUGAUUUGUAUAUGAUUUACUUUUACAGUUGUCAAUAAUUUAAACAAAAUAAGAAAGAUUAGUAAUUGAUUCUUCAUAAUUAAUCAUUGUAGUUGUAUCAUUAUUAUAUGUAUAUUUGAAAUAGUUUAUCAAUAGUUGUUGUUUUUUGUUUUGUUAUUUGAAAUAAAAAAUUAAUUGCUUAAUUAAAAAUUAAAAAAAUUUAAUUAAGCAGCUUUUUUACAUAGUUAUACAUUCAUUUUAAAACUCUUGAUGUUGAAAUUUCAACUUUUAAAAUCUCAAGCUUCAAGUGUCCGGAGUCACCCCAUUUCCCGAUUUUGAUUUUUUGAUUUUUAAACCGUUUUUUUAUGCUAAUAACAUAUUGGAAAGCUGAAAGCCAAAAUUUCUUCACGUUCUUUAUAAUUACAGUGGUACGUUCCACAAAAAUAUUUCCAUUUUGUAUUGAUUUUAAUGAAACAGUUUAAUAUUUUCUUCGAAAAUUGUCCGGAGUCACCCCGGUUGACGGUACCAUGUUAGUUUAAAUCAGUUGUAAAAUUAAAAAUGUUAACAUCUUUGAUAGGUAUAUUUAUUUAGGUUAAUUACAACUAAGUUUACAUGGCUAGUUAAUAUGCUUUUAUAAAUUGCAAUUUUUAUUAAUUUCCAAAUUAAACAUGUGGCAUCCAAUAUCAUAAACUAAGAUUAUACUGGUGUGUUUAUAUUAUUUUAGAAUUUUUUGUUUUAGACACAUGGCAUUUGUUAUCCCACUAAUUUGCUGCUUUAGAGGUGUUGCAUUUAGUGUCACAUUAAUUUACUGUUUUAGACACAUGGCAUGUGGUAUCCCACUACACAUGGUAUAAGCUGUCAUACUACACGUGGCAUGUGGUAUCCCACUAAUUAGCUAUUUUAAACAUGUGACAAGUGGUAUGACACUGUAUUCAUGUAUGUGAAAUGUAUAGUCUUUCAGUCAUCAGAUAAUAUCAAGGAGUUGACAGCAUGGUGUCUGAUUUAAAGUGCGAGCCUGUGUACGAGCAACAACAGUAUUCAAAACCAAAACCUAUUUAAACCAACCAAACCAAAACUAGCGACCAAAAACUAUCUUGGCAUUGGUUUAUUUUAAACAUCUAUUAUAUAUAUGUGUGUUUUUUAUAUAAAUGUACUAGCUUGAGUAUAGUGUA
Hydra vulgaris (swiftwater hydra) is the source of this 2982-nucleotide messenger RNA. Lineage: Eukaryota; Metazoa; Cnidaria; Hydrozoa; Anthoathecata; Hydridae. The record is from RefSeq and is a predicted model, not a curated record.